This is a messenger RNA of Myodes glareolus (Bank vole), 2873 nucleotides long. RefSeq names its product potassium channel tetramerization domain containing 17 (gene Kctd17). NCBI's taxonomy places the organism in Eukaryota, Metazoa, Chordata, Mammalia, Rodentia, Cricetidae. Gene Ontology annotation, molecular function: cullin family protein binding. The record is from RefSeq and is a predicted model, not a curated record. Gene Ontology annotation, biological process: positive regulation of cilium assembly; proteasome-mediated ubiquitin-dependent protein catabolic process; protein homooligomerization. Gene Ontology annotation, cellular component: cytoplasm; Cul3-RING ubiquitin ligase complex.
CAGACACCGCGGCUGGCGAUGAGGAUGGAGGCCGGGGAGGCAGCGCCACCGGCGGGGGCGGGCAGCCGCGCCGGGGGCGGCUGGGGCAAGUGGGUGCGGCUGAAUGUCGGGGGCACGGUGUUCCUGACCACCCGCCAGACACUGUGCCGGGAGCAGAAGUCCUUCCUCAGCCGCCUGUGCCAAGGCGAAGAGCUGCAGUCGGACCGGGAUGAGACCGGGGCCUACCUCAUUGACCGAGACCCCACCUACUUCGGGCCCAUACUGAACUUCCUCAGGCAUGGCAAACUGGUGCUGGACAAGGACAUGGCUGAGGAGGGGGUCCUGGAGGAAGCUGAGUUCUACAACAUCGGGCCCCUGAUCCGAAUCAUCAAAGACAGGAUGGAGGAGAAAGACUACACAGUGACCCAGGUGCCACCCAAGCAUGUGUACCGUGUCCUGCAGUGCCAGGAGGAGGAGCUCACACAGAUGGUUUCCACCAUGUCUGAUGGCUGGCGCUUCGAGCAGCUGGUGAACAUCGGUUCCUCCUACAACUACGGCAGCGAGGACCAGGCCGAGUUCCUGUGUGUGGUGUCUAAGGAACUCCAUAGCUCCCCACACGGCCUAAGUUCCGAGUCUAGCCGUAAGACCAAGAGCACGGACGAGCAGCUGGAGGAGCAGCGGCGGCAGGAGGUGGAGGAGGUGGAGGUGGCCCAGGUGCAGGUGGAGGCGGAUGCCCAGGAGAAAGCCCUGUCAUCUCAGGAUCCCGCUAACCUUUUCUCCCUCCCACCACCGCCUCCUCCUCCUCCGCUUCCUGCUGGAGGUCCUGCUUCAUCUUCAUCCACCUCCUCUUCCUCCUGGAUCUCAUCUGCACCCUGCCUCUUCCCUCUCUGCCCCUGCCCAGGUUUCCUCUCCGCCUGCUCCCGUCUCCACCCUGGGGCUGCCCUAGUCCCAGUCUCCCGUGCCCUCUCCCCGGGCCCCCUGGCCCUGCAUCCCCAAGCAUCCUGCCUGCCGCCUCCUGUGCCCCUUUCGGCCCCUUCUGCCUCCUGGCCUGGGGAGGAGGGGCGUAGCCGCAUCUGCUCUCUGUCCUCCAACCCAGCAGGGCACCUCUGAGGCUGGCCUUGGCCACAGGCCCCACUCUUCCCGCUUGCCUCCUCACGUUUCCUCCUUGCAGGUCCCUGUCCGCACCCUCCCAGACCCAAGCCUGAGCUUGCUGUGAGAGCUCCUCGGCCCCGCGCCCGCCCCCAGAGCUGCCGCCCCUGGUUUGUAGCCUGGCAGAGCUGGAGGGAGGGGCGGAAGCAAGGAGGGUGCUCAUAUCUUGUCCUUGGACUUGAGCCCAGCUUUUGACUGAUUCUCUCCACCCACCAAAGUCUCUCAACUUAUCUGGGCUUGGGGUGAGGUCCUGAGAGCUGAAAAAGUCCAGAGGUGGAGACUCUUGUAUCUGCCUGUCUAUAGUCAGUCAGCACUGGAGCCAGGCCCGGGGAGGGGAGGACUAGCCGUGCGCCUCUGCCCCAUCACGCAUGUCUAGAAGCUCGUGCAGCACUGCAUGUGGGUACUGUGUCCCCUAGUUCUGUGGAGUGGGUGGCCAAGCCACAUGUGGUGUCCCUUGACUGAUGAGCUGGCAAGAGCCUGCCAAGGAUUGGAGCGUGGCAAGAAAAGACCUGAUCUCUAACUGGGUGACCACAGCCCCCAGUCAAGCUGAUCUCCCUGUGUGACCUUGGGCAAGUCACUGCCUCUCUUUGGGCCAUAGUUGGAGUCUAAGAUGGGGCGAACAGCUGCUUCCGGUGGCCCCCUUUUGCCUGGGAAAACAGUGAUCUGCCUCUCCUAUCCCUGUCCCCUCACCAGGCUGCCACCACCAGCCCAAGACUGGCAGUUUCUCCCCUCCUCGGCCCUGACUCCGCCUCCUUUGGGCCUCAGCCCCGCCCCUCCUCCAGAGCCAGCCUGGGACUCACUUGCCUUUCUCUCUCCCUCUCUCCCUCCCUCCCCCACUCUCCUCAACUUUCCUGUCCUGGCAUCACCCUAUCCUCACCCCCCACCCUGAUUUUCUGACCCCCUUCUCCGCUUCCUUCUGUCCCUCUCCUCUCUUAUUUUCUAGCUAUUACAAGCCAGAGGCACCCGGAUGUGAGCCCCCAGAUCACCUCCAGGGACUUGGGGUUCCGAUCUGAAAUCCUUUAUUUUUGUACCACGGGGUGGGCCCCCGGCCCGAGGAGGAAGACUUGCCCUCUCCCUUGUCACUGCUGCCUGCACCUGCCGGGCUGGGACCCAAUCCUGCCUUCAGGCCCAGGCCUGGGGCCCUCUGGGACCUUGGAAGGCUUGAGGUGGGCCCUGGGGUCUCCAGGCAGAGUCACCUGCCCAUGGCCAAAGUGUGGCACUGCCCACCCAUAUCUCCCAGGUCCUUUUGUCCCCUUGCCUGGGUCCCCUUGCUGCAUGGCAGAUACACUCUCUCCCAGCCCAGUCAUAGCACCUCCUGCAGCCUCCAUGGCACCCCUCCUCCUCCCACCUACCUCACAGGGGUGUUGUGAGGACCGGGGAGGAAUGGGGUUCCUAAGCCCUAAGUGUCUGGAGCUGCAGUGGUUUCCUUCUGGGGGGAGGGACUCUGGCCUAACCCCCAAGUGGGACGUUAUGGCUUCAGAUACUGGUGGGGGACAAUGCGAGGACUUAGCCAAGCAGGAAGGAAGCUGCAGACUUGGCAUCACCUUGGCUGCCCCUCCCCCGUGCCACCAUGCCUUUGGCAGCAGAGUGCGCUGGCGAGUCUUUGAGGCUGCCCAGGAACUUGUGGUGGGGGAGGGGGCAGGUGUGAAAGGGGCUGAGCUGCCCCUACGUGUCUUGACCCCUUGGGAUGGGCACACAUCUGUCAGCUGUGUCCCACUCACCCUGAAAUAAACCUGAACAAACAA